This is a messenger RNA of Lipotes vexillifer (Yangtze River dolphin), 2673 nucleotides long. It is a transcript of the gene LUC7L, whose product is annotated as LUC7 like. Gene Ontology annotation, biological process: mRNA splice site recognition. Gene Ontology annotation, molecular function: mRNA binding. Lineage: Eukaryota; Metazoa; Chordata; Mammalia; Artiodactyla; Lipotidae. Gene Ontology annotation, cellular component: U1 snRNP. The transcript has 10 exons. The record is from RefSeq and is a predicted model, not a curated record. The coding region runs from base 1378 to 2442 and encodes 354 amino acids.
CGCCGCCGCCCCCGCCGCCGCCGCUGCCGCAGUCUGAGAGAAGCUGUCGCGGCCCCUCCUGCCGCUCCCUCCGGCCACCAUGUCCGCCCAGGCGCAGAUGCGGGCCCUGCUGGACCAGCUCAUGGGCACGGCCCGGGACGGUGAGUAGGGGCGGCCGGCCAGGCGGGGGCUGGGGCGGGAGCGAGGCGAGGCCGCCGGGCGGCCUGAGGCCGGGGGCCGCGACUGUCUGCGCCUGCGCGGGCGUCCUCCCCUCCCCCGCGCGCCGACCGGGGGCGCCGGGCCUUUGUUUGAGCUCUUCUCGCAGGCUGGGUCCCCGGCGGGCUCCUCCCUCGGAGCCCGCGUCGUCGGUGGGGCGCCAGCCCCCUCCCCGCUGACCAUCCUGCGAUUUCUCCGCGCCCCCUCCACCCCCGCGGCCCCCGCCGCCCCUCGAACUGGGAGUCGGCGAAGGGCUGCAGCCAGCGGGGGCUCUGGGCGCUGGCAGCGGGCUGGCGGAGCUCCUCCGCGCAAGGGAGCCGGAUGGCCUGGAAACCCUGGCCGUCUUGUUCUGUACCGUUGCAAGGGGAGCCGUAAAUUGAGCUUUUCUAACGUGGGUUCCUGCCGCGUGCUUUUCCAGCCCCCUUUUCCUCUAGCCACACAGGAAAGCCUCUGUUUAGCCAGCGCUUGGCAGUCGUUAGGUAGGUUGUACUGUAGGGAGGAGCGCAAGAUCAUGAUGGUUGUCUCAGGAGAAAGCGGUUGCAUCUUUGCAAAACUAUAUACCUGCUGUGGUUUGUGUUUUCUUUUCUACCGAAGUAAUGAAGUUGUAAGUUCACACUGGCACUUUCGCAGGGCUGUGCAGAUUGUUUGCACUUUAUUUCAUAGGCGAAUAAGUGCUUUUUAGCUUUCUUUGUAUAUUGAGUUGCUUUUGAAUUGCUUCCCAUAUUUUUAUUUCAUACAAACUGAACAAUUGUGGCCCCUCUAUUUUAUUUAUAAAGGUUCAGUGUAUCUUUGCCUGCCUACAUCAAUCUGCAAGGGAGUUGCAGAAAAGCCUCAUGUUCAUCGAGCCGUGAGUCACAACCAAUUUCUAAGCUGUUAUAACAAAAAAGUGUUUGCUUUUUUUCACAAGUAACUUUAAAAGUGUAGUUUAGAAAGAAAACAUUUUCAAUAAAAAGACACUACAUUAAUCCUGGAUGCUUGCAAAUCCUAAAAUAUAUUCCUCCUUUAGUAUUACACAGCUCUGUGUCAUAUACACAGAUUAGCUUUAAAAUUUGUCACAUUCCACUUUGCCUUUACUUUUAUGUAUCAUUCCCCUGACUUCCUUACUGCAGGUUGGGCAAGAAAACUUUUCCUUUAAAACUUUUCAACAGCGGGCAUAAAAUUCUGCAGCUGAGGUCUUGAAGAAUGCAGAUGGGAGACGAAACCAGACAGAGGGUCAAGUUUACAGAUGACCGUGUCUGCAAGAGUCACCUUCUGGACUGCUGCCCCCAUGACAUUCUGGCUGGGACGCGCAUGGAUUUAGGAGAAUGUACCAAAAUCCACGAUUUGGCCCUCCGAGCAGAUUAUGAGAUUGCAAGUAAAGAAAGGGACCUCUUUUUUGAAUUGGAUGCGAUGGAUCACUUGGAGUCGUUUAUUGCUGAGUGUGAUCGGAGAACUGAGCUUGCCAAGAAGCGGCUGGCAGAGACGCAGGAGGAGAUCAGUGCAGAAGUUUCCGCAAAGGCAGAAAAAGUACAUGAGUUGAACGAAGAAAUAGGGAAGCUUCUUGCUAAAGCUGAACAGCUAGGAGCUGAAGGAAAUGUGGAUGAAUCCCAGAAGAUUCUUAUGGAAGUGGAGAAAGUCCGUGCAAAGAAAAAAGAAGCUGAGGAAGAAUACAGGAAUUCCAUGCCUGCAUCCAGUUUUCAGCAGCAGAAGCUGCGUGUUUGUGAAGUCUGUUCAGCCUACCUUGGUCUCCAUGACAAUGACCGUCGUCUUGCAGACCACUUUGGCGGCAAGUUACACUUGGGGUUCAUUCAGAUCCGUGAGAAGCUCGAUCAGUUAAGGAAAACUGUGGCUGAAAAGCAGGAGAAGAGAAAUCAGGAUCGGCUGAGGAGGAGAGAGGAGAGGGAGCGGGAAGAACGACUGAGCAGGAGGUCUGGAUCAAGAACCAGAGAUCGCAGGAGGUCACGCUCCCGGGACCGGCGUCGGAGGCGGUCAAGAUCUACCUCCAGAGAGCGGCGGAAGUCGUCCCGGUCCCGGUCCCGAGACAGACACCGGCGCCACCGAAGCCGUUCCCGGAGCCACAGCCGGGGCCACCGCCGGGCAUCCAGGGACCGGAGUUCGAAAUACAAGUUCUCCAGAGAGCGGGCCUCAAGGGAGGAGUCCUGGGAGCGCGGGCGGAGUGAGCGGGGGGCCACCGACUGGAGGCUCGAGAGCACCAAUGGGAAGACCGCAUCACGGAGGUCGGAGGAAAAGGAGGCCGGCGAGAUCUGAACCCACGCCCAGGCGCUGUAAAUAGUCCGAUACAUGUUUGACACAGCCUAACGUUACCCUUUAUAUUUGCUGAAUACAGCUCAUCUUUUGUAGUUUACCAUUUCUAUUGUUUUGGAGCUAGCUGUGAGUUUCUCGAGAUGUACAGAGUUGCUCCUGUGUUCUGGGUUAUGUCAAGUGGGAAUAAAUAGCCUGACAGACUGCUUCCUGACGGCCGCGGUGCAGUCUCUCCUG